Molecule: messenger RNA, 2977 nt
Organism: Branchiostoma belcheri (Belcher's lancelet)
Lineage: Eukaryota; Metazoa; Chordata; Leptocardii; Amphioxiformes; Branchiostomatidae
Exons: 10
Coding region: 29-2977 (982 amino acids)
Biological process (GO): regulation of apoptotic process
Molecular function (GO): protein binding
Source: RefSeq, a predicted model, not a curated record
CAAAAGCGUUGGUUUUGCCGCCGGGUAAAUGACGCAGGACCCCAACAUGAAUACAGACAAAGAGACUGGCGGUGGUGCCGCACGAACCACGGCAAAACUCUCCCUCCGCAACGAACUGUACAUAAAAAUCAACAACAGCUUCGGUAAAAAAGAUGUGAGAAACCUACGGGCGAUCCUCGAUGAUCGGCUUGGCCAGGCCCGACUGGAAGACGCCACACCUCUGGAGAUGUGCAGGAUGCUAGAAGACGAGGAUGAGAUCGGCGAGGGUCGUCUAGACUUGCUGAUAGAAGUACUGAAAGGUCUGAAGAAGUCAAGAUUAGCAAGAGAGGCAGAGGAGGUACAGAGGAAGGAAGGUAAAAAGGAAGUUCCGUCGGAGAAAAGGAAGAGGGUUGCCGGAGAAGGUACUGACAGCGCUCCUGUGGGAAAACACUUCAAGCCCUGCUCCGCUGAUCAAGGAAUCACCUCAGAUCGUGGUUUGCAUAAUUUUCAGAUGAUUUCAGGAGUGGAGCCCUUGCCAACAGGACGUGAACGAGCUGCUUCAGGUGACAGCGACGAAAUAGAAGAUUUCCCGGACGUCCCGUUCCAAGGAAGACAGGAGGAGCUCGACAGGAUCAGGAAAAACUUUAAGGACGGUUUCAAGGUGGGCCUGAUAUCCGGUCUGCCGGGGGUCGGUAAGAGUCGCCUAGCCAAUGAAGCUGCACUUCUCAUGUCUAUGAGGUGUCAAGAGCAAAACGUCCGUUUCAAACGCCACUGCCUUGAUGUUAGGAACUUCAAGAGCACAGAUCUGUUCAUUGACACGGUUUUCGCGUCUCUCUUGCCUGGAUUUUGCCCUGGAAUGAUGUGGACACCGGAGUCGUUGAUGGCAGCCGUCAAAAAAGUCAAGAAGGUCGAAGGCUUCCACCUCUUCAUCUGUGAUAACGCGGACACUAUUCUCGAAGACGACGACCUACAGUCCCAGUUAUUGAACGUGAUCUGUAAGAUCGUCCGAGCGUCUUCUAAGGUGUUCUUCCUGGUGACUUCCUGCAGAAAGUUCCGCCUGGCGAAGGAACGCAAAGUCUUCUUCGACAUCCACGUUCCCCCUCUGUACCACGAUGAAGCAACAGCGUUGCUGACGACGAUCGCCCCCGAAGUCCCUCCUGAUCUGGCGUCGGAGAUUGUGACCUUGUGUGGCCGUCUACCGCUAGCCCUGACUAUAGCCGGGAAUGAACUGCAAGGUGGAGAGGAGGAGGGCUACACACCACAAGAACUGAUCGAGCUUAUCAGGCAAGGCGUCUUGGAGAGCCCGCUCAGCGAUGACAGCUACAGUAAGAGCGAGCGAGUAGGCCAUGUUUUGAGCAGUGCGGUACAGAAGCUGACCGACGUUCUGAAGAAGCACUACGCAGAGUUGAACUUCAUCCCAGGCACCUUCAGCACAGCGGCGGCUGCAGCGGUGACGGGGGAGGAGAGCACGGCCGUGGUGAAGGCACACGCACUGCGUCCUCUCAGGCAGCGCUCGCUCCUGGAGUUCGACAACCAAGAAGGCAGGUGGGACAUCAAUUCUCUCCUGCGGAACAUCGUGCCGGCCUGUCUUGGCAACCGCAUGGACGUCGGAGUGACCCGCCGAAGAUACUGCAUCUUCUUUGCGGACGCUCUGAAGGAAAUCGGGGAGGGAAUGAAAAGGGACGCGCCGCGAAGCCUUCGGAACCUGACAAGUGACUUCCAAAACAUCGAGAAGAUGAUGUUAGAGGCCAUCAACUGUGCUGACGAGGAUUCCUACAGGGCGUUCUUCGGUGCGGUUUCCGAAGGUGAAGGGGUGAUGAACCAGUACACCCCGAGCACUGCAAUCAUUCCGUUCUACCAGGCCUGUCUCAACUCCGCCACGGUGCAAGGGACACCAGAUGAACAGGCCAAACUGCUCAUUGUCCUCGGUCAUGCUAAGGGUAGCCAGUUGGGACAAUACCAGGAGGCUUUUGACAACUACAUGCAGGCAAAGGCCCUACUUGAGCCGCUAGGAAGCAGCACCACACUGGCCAGACUGUAUACCAACAUGGGAUACGUUUACCACACCCGUGGAGACUACAAGACAGCUAUAAGGUACCUUAAUGAUGCCUUGGAGAUGUGGGACCGCCUUCGACACGGACCUAGUGUUGGCAAGUCAAUGACCCUGGCAAACUUGGGGAUGGUCCAUGGUUUCGUCGGAAACCUGAAGGAAGCGAGGGAGUAUCACACACGAUGUUUGGAGAUGAGAAUCGAACUGUUCGGUGAGAAUCAUCCGAUGAUAGGACCGCAACAGAACAACCUGGCCAUCAUCUACGACAGGAUGGGAAAUUUAGGGGAAGCUCUGGACCUACACUUAAGCGCCCUUGGUCUAAAACGCCGCUGGUUCAGCAAACCGAACCAGUCUGUUGUUACCUCCCUGAACAACGUUGCGCUUGAGUUCAUGUGCCGGAAGGAAUACGACAAGGCCCUGCAGUACCUUCUAGAGGCUGAGGAGAUGCAGAAGGAAAUUCUAGCUGGCGGCCGCUACUCCGUGUACACUAACUUCAACCUCGGAAAGGUUUUAGUGUAUAAGGAACAGUACGAAGAGGCAGAGGUGCAUCUGAGACUGGCGUCUAAGUGGUACGAAGAGAAUUGGGGAUCCAACAUUAUAACGGCGGAGGUGAUAGAAUUUCUGGGCAUGGCGCUACACGGAUUGGGCCGUCACGAAGAAGCCAAAGAAACAGUCGCAAAGUCUCUAGCCAUGUAUGAGAACGAGUCGGCUAACGUCGAUGUGGACAAGGACAUCCCGAGGUUGAGAGCACUACUGGACAAAGUCAGUCUUUGCGAAGAUAAAGACGCUUUGCUGCAGUCCCAAACGGCUAAGAUUAUCAGUAAGGAUGAGGAGCCAUCGAUGGCAGCAGGCAACAACCAAAAUAUGAAUCCUGGUGAAGUUGGAUCAGAUACAAAGGAACCCAUGACAGACGUUUUUGAAGUCUACCUUUACUUUGGUAGCCCAUGA